This is a messenger RNA of Sphaeramia orbicularis (orbiculate cardinalfish), 2164 nucleotides long. RefSeq names its product hepatoma-derived growth factor. NCBI's taxonomy places the organism in Eukaryota, Metazoa, Chordata, Actinopteri, Kurtiformes, Apogonidae. The coding region runs from base 439 to 1101 and encodes 220 amino acids. The record is from RefSeq and is a predicted model, not a curated record. The transcript is spliced from 6 exons.
GGUGUGUGUGUGUUCAGUAUGUUCUUCUGUCAACAGGGGCGCUAACUGAACUGUGCGUCUUGUCAGGUACCGGGGGCGCGUCUGCACAGAGGAAAGCGGGUUUCAAUUUCAAACCCAAACAGUUCCGAGGGAAGAGCCCGCGGAUUGUCGGUAUUAUUAAACUAACACACCGCCGCUUGUAAUUCUAGAAAUAGUACCGUUUCCUCAGCAUCAAACAUAACUAUAGAUUCCCUCCUCGCUGCGGUUUUCGUCCCCAGACUCCGCUAAAAAGUCGCACAACGCGUCUUCUUGGGCACUUUUUCCGCGCCUGGUUCAUUUGACAAACGGACGCUGUGUGUGUUUGUUUGUUUGUGCAGGUGUUGACCUCUCCGGAUCCGACACACAUCCAUAGUCUUUCUAUCACACAUCUGUUAGAGCAAACCGCGUUUUUGCAGGAAAAUGCCGAGGUCCAACAGGCAAAGGGAGUACAAACCCGGAGAUCUGGUGUUUGCUAAGAUGAAGGGGUAUCCACACUGGCCUGCGAGGAUUGAUGAGUUACCUGAAGGAGCAGUGAAAUCGCCCUCAAACAAGUACCAAGUGUUCUUCUUUGGAACACAUGAGACGGCUUUCCUGGGAGCCAAGGAUCUGUUCCCAUACGAUGAAUGCAAGGAGAAGUUUGGAAAACCGAACAAGAGGAAAGGCUUUGCUGAGGGACUCUGGGAGAUUGAGAACAACCCUACCGUUACGCAUGAAGGCUAUGAGUCAACAAAGAAGGACAACUCAGAAGGUGCAGGUGACACAGGUGGUUCAGAGAAACCCGAGGCCGAGGGCAGCAGCGAUGAGGAUGAAGGGACCCUUGUCAUUGACGAGAAGAACGAGAGGGGAGGAACCAAGCGAAAAGCAGGCGACUCCACAGAGGUGUCUCCUAAGAGGCUGAAGGACACGGAGGCAGAUGGUGAUUCGAAAGUAGACAAGUCUAACACGGAGGCCAAGCUCAACGAUGUGGCCGGGCCCAAGGCAACUGCUCCGUCUUCACAGAGCGAGUCAAAACCAGAGGCCCAGGAAAACGCUGCUGCAGGAGGCCACCAAACGGCAGAUAAGCCUGUGACAGACAGCGCUUAACAGCAGGUGACAGAAGAAAACAGGAACAUUUUGAUGCUUCUCUGGAAUUUAAGCAUCAAAAUGGUUUCCUUCAGGAUGCCAGACAUCAGCUGUUUUAAUUAAUAGGAGAAUUUAAAGAAAAAACAUGUUUGUAUUGAGAAACAAACAAAUCAUCAUUUGCCACUUUGGGAUAUCAUAUAUCCCAGAAACAAAAGUUUGCUAAUUUGAAAACAAUUGAGCUGAGCACUUUAAGGCUCAUUUAUAAAUGGGAUUUUGGUGUGUAUAUAUUUUUGUUUCUAAGUGCAAUUACAUAAAUUACAAAGACUUAAUGCUAGGUGUCAAACAUUUUUCAGUUUAGAGGGAAUAAACACUGAAUAUAUUACAAAUAAAACCUAGAUGUGAUGGAUUUUUGAGAAAAGAGUACAUUUAAAUCACAAAAAAGUACAUUUAUUUCAGUCCCAGUUAAUGGUUUUAAAAUGUUGAUAUUGUACAGAAAAAAAAAAAACAGAUUUUCACCCGCGCUCGAAGCUUUAGCUCAUAAAAUAAAUGUUUUACUUCCAUUCAUUUCACUUAGCUUCUCAGCCUGGUCUUAGAUUAUAUAUUCAGUCAUUGGAUACAUGAUAAGUUGCACUUUGAGAGUUUGUUUGUUUUUUGUUUUUUUUUGCCUGAAUAAUCAUUUGUCUUGUUCAUUGUAUGAUGUUUUUAUGCAACACAGGUUUUGUUGCUUUGGUGUAGUAUGUGCUUUAUUGCAGGUGACCAAAUUUAAGUGAUUAAAGUCACUGAAUCCCUUAUGGGGUCUUCUUGGAUAUUGGACAUAUUGAAUAUGUAAAGCCCAUUCGAGAAGAACUGUUUAAAGACUUUACCAGGUUCAGUGUGUUUUGCUGGUUAUUGUGUGCAUUACUGAGAAGAGAAAGACAUUCCUGAAUGUUGUCGUCAGAGCUCAGCCUUGAAACAUUGUCAGACAAGGUGGAGAAAUUAUAUUUUGGGGGACAUAUAACCCUCCCCACUGUUUCUGGUGAAAUUAUCUGGCAAACUCCAAAUCCAUCAACCCAACACAAAUUAAUUCUGUCACAUUUGUCAUUUA